Messenger RNA from Xenopus tropicalis (tropical clawed frog), 8474 nucleotides. RefSeq names its product protein kinase C gamma (gene prkcg). The record is from RefSeq and is a predicted model, not a curated record. Lineage: Eukaryota; Metazoa; Chordata; Amphibia; Anura; Pipidae. Gene Ontology annotation, molecular function: kinase activity; diacylglycerol binding; calcium,diacylglycerol-dependent serine/threonine kinase activity. Bases 267 to 2318 code for a protein of 683 amino acids. Gene Ontology annotation, cellular component: dendrite; synapse; perinuclear region of cytoplasm. The transcript has 18 exons.
UCCUAUAGAGGGAUCCGUACUGCCCUCUCCCAUUCCUCUCCUUAAGCUCCAGUCGCAGCCCCUGGCUCAGCUGCUGCACACACAUUGUUGCAGUGUGAGAGACGGCUGCGCUACAGUCGAGUCGCACUGAGUUCCUGUGCAUCUGCGAUAGUCACAGCUCGCCACUCUCUCCCUCCUGCCCGCUGGUUUCUUUGCACUGUCUAAUCGCUGCCUCUGGGGAAUCUGGAAAUCGCACCGGCAGCAGUCGCAUCGGAGAUCUGGACGCGAUGGCUCAGGUGUGCACUGGCUCGGAUGUGGAGCAGCCCUUUGUCAAACCCUUGUUCUGUCGGAAGGGGGCCCUCAGGCAGAAACUAGUGCAUGAGGUGAAGAGCCACAAGUUCACGGCCAGGUUCUUCAAGCAGCCCACCUUCUGCAGCCACUGCACCGACUUCAUCUGGGGCAUCGGCAAGCAAGGAUUCCAGUGCCAGGUUUGCAGUUUUGUGGUUCAUAAGCGAUGCCAUGAAUUUGUCACCUUUGAAUGUCCUGGUGCUGGUAAAGGCCCACAUUCAGAUGAUCCUCGCAGCAGACACAAGUUCAAGGUGCACAGCUACAGCAGCCCCACCUUCUGCGACCAUUGCGGCUCCCUUCUUUAUGGAAUGGUCCAUCAGGGAAUGAAAUGUGCUUGCUGUGAGAUGAAUGUACAUAAGCGAUGUGUUCAAAACGUGCCCAGUCUCUGCGGAGUGGACCACACUGAGCGCCGGGGGAGGUUGCACAUAAGAGUGGAGGCUAUAAACGAUGAAGAGUUCCAAGUCACAGUGGGCGAAGCACGAAAUCUAAUUCCCAUGGACCCAAAUGGAUUAUCAGAUCCUUAUGUAAAGCUAAAGCUGAUACCGGAUCCAAAGAACAUGACCAAGCAGAAAACCAGAACUGUCAAGUCUACGCUGAACCCAGUCUGGAACGAAGCUUUUAUUUUUUCCUUGAAAUCGGGGGAUGAGGACAGGAGGCUCUCUGUAGAAGUCUGGGACUGGGACCGCACCUCUCGAAAUGACUUCAUGGGCUCCAUGUCUUUUGGUGUGUCAGAAAUCAUGAAGAACGCUGUGGAUGGCUGGUACAAGUUACUGAACCAAGAAGAAGGCGAGUAUUACAAUGUCCCAGUAGCUGAUGACGAAGAUGACUUUGGACUCCGGCAAAAGUUUGAGGCAUGCAAUUUCCCACUUGAACUGUAUGAGAAAGUGAGAAGAGGCCCCGUUCCCAGCCCAAGUCCCACCGACUCCAAACGGGUCAACUUCUUUGGUACAAGCCGCUUUCACAUCUCGGAUUUCAACUUCCUCAUGGUGCUCGGCAAGGGGAGUUUUGGCAAGGUAAUGCUGGCAGAGAGGCGUGGCUCCGAUGAACUUUAUGCCAUUAAAAUCCUAAAGAAAGAUGUCAUCAUUCAGGAAGAUGAUGUAGAGUGCACCAUGGUGGAAAAGAGAGUCCUGGCCUUGUCUGAUCGUCCUCACUUUCUCACACAGCUUCAUUCCACGUUUCAGACUGUGGACCGCCUGUAUUUCGUUAUGGAGUAUGUGAAUGGUGGGGAUCUCAUGUAUCAUAUCCAGCAGGUUGGCAAGUUUAAGGAACCUCAUGCCAUGUUCUAUGCUGCCGAAAUAGCGAUUGGACUCUUCUUCCUCCACAAUAAAGGUAUCAUCUACAGAGACUUGAAACUGGAUAAUGUAAUGCUGGAUUCCGAGGGGCACAUUAAGAUUACUGACUUUGGUAUGUGCAAGGAGAACAUAUAUAGCGGAGCCACCACGCGCACAUUCUGCGGCACCCCCGACUACAUUGCUCCCGAGAUCAUCGCCUACCAGCCGUAUGGAAAGUCAGUGGACUGGUGGUCCUAUGGAGUCUUACUAUAUGAAAUGCUGGCAGGACAGCCUCCAUUUGAUGGAGAAGAUGAAGAUGAAUUGUUCCAGUCCAUCAUGGAGCAAACGGUGUCUUACCCCAAAUCCUUGUCCAGAGAAGCUGUCUCCAUAUGCAAGGGGCUGCUGACCAAACACCCUCUGAAACGCCUCGGCUCUGGCUCCGACGGGGAGCGUGAUAUUCGGGACCAUGCCUUCUUCCGCUGGAUUGAUUGGGAGCGCUUGGAGCGUCUAGAAAUCCAGCCUCCUUUCAAACCACGCCCUUGUGGAAAGAGUGGAGAGAACUUUGACAAGUUCUUCACCCGUGCACCCCCUGUCCUUACUCCUCCUGAUCAGCUUGUAUUGGCAGGCAUUGACCAGAGUGAAUUUGCUGGAUUCACCUUUAUCAAUCCAGAGUUCAUCCAUAGUAACCCACACAGCCCAGUGCCCAUCUCCUUGGUGUGAUCUCUGUGGAUGCAUGACGGGGAGCAAGCAUAAAUGAGGCUUUGUCUAUCAGCCCUCGUCUCUUGACCGGCAUGGUAUCCUCCUUGGUAAUGGCUUAUUAGCAUCUUCUGUCUCAUUCUUCUUCCUUACCCUGCAUCUUGGAAAAAGCACUUAGUGUUGUAAUGUGCUGUGAGAGGGGACCAGGAUGCAAUAGUGAAUCCAUUCCUUCCGGGACCAGACACCGAUCUGGCAUUUCACUCUUAUUAACACUUGUGAAAAUCUGAUGAAGUGCGGUUUUCCUUUGGGUUGUCUAGUGUCUCAAAAUACAAAGAAGAUUUUUUUUUUUUUAUCAACCAUGCAACGAAGUUGGGUCACAAGUCACCUGCAGGAAAACAAGACGAGAGCUGGAUUUUUUUUUUAAUCGUUGUUAUUUUAACUCUGGGUUGGACUGUGGGACCUGGAAUUCAACAUCUGAGCAUUUGCUGUGUCAGUGUGCAGUAAUACUUGAAGUAAAAAUCAGACUGUAUCUCAUAUAGACAUUAGAUGAUAUCUGCAUUUACUUUCACAAUGAAUUCCUUACCGGAAUGGACAAACACUGCCUGCAUCUCCCCGAAACAUUGCAUCUUGCCUCGACAUGCAUGGCCUAUUAAUAUCUUUAUAUGUGUAAAAUAUAUCUAGAUGUUAUCCUUUACUUGUAGAAAACAAUACCCUGGAUGAAUGUAUAUAUACGUAUAUAUUAUUUUAACCAUGUGCAUGGGGUGAAAGAGAAUGGCAGAGAAUGAAAAUACUGAGAAGCAUAAUUGGUUUCAAUGUUAGGGCAAGUUUAGUAUUUUUACAGCUGAAUUUCAACUGCCAAGUGCCCACAUUAAGGCCUCUAAUCAUUGCCAAUCAAAGAACAAUGUUUGGAAUAAAUGAGUCUUCUUUCCAGAUGGUUACCAGUUAAGGCCAUCGCUGUUUAUUUUUUAAUUUCAGUUUAGCUGAAGGAGAAGGAAAGUAAUUUUGGCAUUUUACAGAUUGGCCACAUUAGUGUCACCUAGAACACUAUAUUUAUUCUGCAGAAAGCGUUACCAUACCUGAGUAAACAGCCCUAGAAGCUCCCUCUGUUUGUUUAAGAUAGCAGCUGCCAUUUUAGCUUGGUCUUCGUAGCUUCCUGCUGCAGAUAUGGAGGCUGGUAGUCAGAUUACACAUUUCUAAGGGAGGAAGGAGUGAUUUUUAUGAAUUCUUAUGGGAGGGGGGAGCAGGAGAAUGGAGAAAGGAGAGACCUACGCAGGCUCCACCCAGGAAUGAAGAAUUUUUCCAAGAGAGGAAGUCUAAUACUGAAGAACAUGUUUACAAAAAAGGAGAUAAGAAAUCCUGUAUUUCUUUUGAUAGAGGACUCAGUGCAGCAUUUCUGAGUGCUUAUGAAUGUAUUGACAUAGACCUUUCUGCUAUAGCUUACUUAGUUUUUACCUUUCCUCCUUCUUUAAAGGUUAAUUAUUAUUUUUAAGCAACCCUUUCAUUAUAUUCAAGUAUAGUACAAGAUGAAGUCACUGUAGAUCAGGAAGAUUUGUCAGGUUUAGUUGUUCUACGUUAAGUAGCAUUUAGUCUUAUGUCAGCUUUCUUAAUAACAUUUAUAAAUGGCUAAUAAACCACAGUAAAUGCUGUUACUGAUGGACUAGCCACAUGUAAGAGAGUAGACAAGUAGGAAUAAGGUCAAUGGAUAAUGUAGGCCAAACAUCACAGCCUGAAAGCUUAAGAAAUACUCUUUUUUUACCUGGGUUUAGAAAAGAAAGGGAAAAUGUGAACAAUGGAAAACUAAAACUUAUAUAAAAACAUAACAUAGCUUCCACUCAUUCGCCUUGGUUGGCAUGCUGUGUCCCUCAGAGUGACUUCAAUCAAAUAGGUCAUUGUUAUUCAUCUGUCCUGUUUCACUUUGGCGAAGAAUUGCUGAAAAAUUUAGGUCAUCAGACAUCUUUGCCUAUUUUGGUCACCCCUGGAGCUAAGGGAGCUGAUGGGAAUGUUUGGCUUAUCAGCCAUUGCUUAAAUCACAAGAUGAAGACGUUGGGAGAUGGGUAGGCCAUUGACCAUGCACAUAGUUCUGUGUGGACCUUGAUGAAUCAGAUCAUUACUGAAGGAGUACUAUCAGAUAUUAAUAAAGACCUGGGCUUAAUACACAUGUAGAGAAUGGCAGCUGCCUUUUUCUUUGUAGACUUCAGCAACAGCAGUACAUUUAUUAUCCAUCUAUAAGGAUUCGGGGAUUUUAUUAAACCAUAGAAAUCCAGUUGAAUUGGGUUUGAUUCAAACCAAGUCUGACUUGUUCUUAAACUAACAAACAAAAAAAAGUCAAGCUAUUGCCAUGAGAAGUAUUUCUACCCCCGCAUUUUUCCACUUUCUGUUAAUGGCAAGAAUGAAAACUGCCUGUGCUCUAGGGCAGUUAUAACUAUUACUAAACUAGGGAAAAUGUAUUAAAUUAUUACAUUUUGCCUCUUCUCGUACACAAUCUAAAAACAUAUAGUAGGAUCUGGGAAUGUGUUGUGAUGAUGAUGUUUGGGAUAAUAUUCUAAGGGACAUAUUUAAAGAGAAAGACAUGAAACUAGUGAUGGGUUAUUGGAGGCCCACCGCUGAGUCUGUUGGUGGGAAACUGGAGGCUGCAACGCAACGGCAUUUGUGGGUUCCUAGUCAUCCAUGUUUUCAUGAAAAAUAAGAAUAAGCUUGAUGAAUUCACCAUAAUCUUAGAGAGGGGACAAUGGACCCGUCAAAUUCUUCCAAAAUCAUGUGCACAUUGUAACUUGUGCGCACUGUGGUCGAAUGGGUCUGGACCAGUGUUUGUUUAUGUGUGUGUUUAAAACGUGUUGUGCAUUUCAACCACUUGGUGGGCACUAACAUGGGAACACAUGGGUCUAUAUAUCAUUUAGAAAGCAAUAAAUGAAAUGGCAGUUGCAAUGGUGGGCACUAACAUGGGAACACAUGGGUCUAUAUAUCAUUUAGAAAGCAAUAAAUGAAAUGGCAGUUGCAAUGAUGGUAUCUAUUUUAUAUGAGCAGUACCUUAGACGUGUGCAUUCCCAGAGAAAGCAAUAGUUAUCUUUAUAUCUACCUGCAUCCUGAUUUUAUUGCUGCUAUUCUGUCCAUACAAAGAACUGCACUGUGGGUGUGGAUUUUAUUCUUGACUGAACUCUGCUGCUCAGAGGGAAGUUGAAGGUUUCCAGUGCAGGUCUACUUCAGAAGAAGGCCUUAAGGUCACAUGGCUUACAAAAGCAAAAGAAACAAUAUAACCCCCUGAAAUGCCUUGUUCUUAGUUAGUCCCUAUGUAUGUACACUCAGCGCACCUUAUUUCUUCUAUUAUUAUUUUUAAGUAUGUGAUGUGCCUGCAGGGUAAAGGUGCCAACUUCCUGACUGGGCCUCUUUGGGUCCACCAGAGAACUUGACAUCCAGGGACAACUCUUACAGCAAUUCGAUGUAUAUGUUAUAGAAGCCUAUGCUGGAAAUAAGAAAGGGUUGAUUGGAAUUGACAUGUACUGGGGCCCAUAAGGGCCAAGCCAAGAGAUGGCAGGCCAAUCUAACCUUGGGUGCCAAAACUUUGCGCACAUGGAAAGCAAUCUUCAGGCCUUGCAAAAUGUUUUAAUUGCUAAUUAGUUGCAAAGUGUCUGGACCACACAAACACAUUGUCUUGCUCGUUCCAUACCCCCCUCAUAUAUUUCUCAAGUAUUGUGCUGUUUGUUUGGGAUGCAGACAAGUGCAAUUCUAUUUCUGUCGUAGUCUUUUUCACAAGGUACUUAUAUCUAUAAAAUAACCAAAGGCACUAGACAAGGCUCCUCUCCCCACUCAUUAUUUAAUUGAAAAAAUAAGCCAGGAAAUUAAUACCUGGAAGAUGCAUUUUUUUCUCCCAGUCUAGAAGAGUUAGUGCAGAUAAAGGACUAGAUUUAAUUCAGUGAGAAAAAGGUUUAUCACAUCAUGCCUCAUUGAAUUGAAUCUGGCCCAAAAUGUCUUCUUUUCCUAAGCCGCUAAUCCUAUUUGGAUAAUUAUUAGCAAUCAAAAUUCAUAUGGCUAGGUCAGAAGCCUAGAUUAGCUUGAUACAGUAAAUAUUACAUAGGUCCCAUGGGAUGGGAAGCAUGUCCAGUGUUGGACUGGGCCACCAGGAUACCAGGAUGAGUACUGGUGGGCCCAGGUGCCAGUGGAUCCUCUUACUUCUAUUUAUUUAGCCUAUUUCAUGGCCAUUGCCCAUUUCUGUAUGGGAACAAGGAAGCUUUAUUGAUGGAAGAAUAGAGUAUAGUAUGUAGAGAAAAGAUACUUGGAUAAUAAAGAGCUUGAGGGAAUGCAAUUCAAUCAAACUUAUCCAACGGUUAAUCACCUGAAAGCUCUUUUGAGGUCUAUGGGAAAAAACUGGAACUGGAUUAGGAGAAAAGUGUCUUCACCUCGAAUUGAAUUCAUAAAUUUUCAGGUGCUAAACCAUGAGAUAAGUUUUUUCCCCGAAUUGAAUCUGGCCCUAUAUAUGCUGCUCGCUCUUUAGCUCUUAUGGUCUCCCAGUUUAAUCAGAGAAGCCUUGACAGGUCAAACAUUGGACACAAUACGCCUGAUUCAGUUUAGUAAGAAAACUCAUGGCCAAGAUUUCAUUCACAAAUACAAAAACUUUUCUCCUAAUUCAGUUCCAGUUUUUUCCUGUAGACUUCAAUAGAGUUUUCACAUGAUAAACCACGAGAAAAUGAAUCUCAAAUUGAAUCUUGUCCAUCAGAUUUCAUGUGAUACAAAUUUUCUCACUGGAUGGAAUCGGGCCCAGUGAGGCAAAAGGUAUUUAUACCCUGCUCCAGGGUCGGACUGGGGGGGUGCAGGGCCCACCGGGGCUGCCUCCCCGGGGGCCCUUAACCCCCCAAGGUGCCCCUGCUGGCCGUGUCCCCGAUGUGGCCCCCUUAAGCCCUCCUAAGGGACCCACUCCCAGUGCCCUCCCCGAGCACUGAUAAGUGAAACGCGUCAGGGGAGGAUACCUGUGGCAUGGGGUGUGGCAAAGGGCAUCAGGGGCCCACUAGGGCCCACCAGGUGUCCCCGCAGCCCAGUCCGACUCAGACGUAUGAUGUCCCUCAGUGCUUCUUGUUGCACAUAGUGUACUCUUUGCUUUAAACUGUAAAUCAUGACUUUUACUCAGGUGGAAAAGAAUGCAAUGGUAGUUUCUGAAAAUCAGCAACGGCAACUGAAUGAGUUUGAUUUACUAUGACAAAAGGGGUGAAUAUUAAUCCAUUAAGUUUCUUUUAUUAUAAAUUCUAUGUAUGUACAUUUUUUUUUUUAGAAAUUAUGGGGAAGAAUGUGUAGCAUGGAGCAACUGUAAUGUAUAUAAACUGAUUCCAUUAAAGUUAAUGCUAUUAAUCCUUUGAAGUACCUGAUGAAAUGAGUUUCAGUACUGUAUAUAGGGUUAGGUUGCCUUACCGCAGCGUUACUCCAAUCUUUUGUUUGGUUGCCAAUGAUUUUUUUUUUUUCCGGAAAUGUUGCAUGAGAUUGUUAAUGUCGUUGGGAUUGCAGUGAUUUUCAUCGAUUUCUACUUUGUUCUGCACAUAGAGUGCUCAUAACUGACACUGGCAAUGGAAGCCGCUGUUAUUAUUUGUGCAUGCAUUUAAUCUGCUUUUAUUUUUGCCAUUUUUCCGGUUUGUGCCAUUUCAAACUCCAAAGUGUGGGGAGUCCGGAGGAAACGCUAAAUGUCUAGAUUUUUGAAUUCAUAAUUUUAUGUAUAUUGUUUGAAAUCAUUGGCCUCCAUGGAAUCCAGAAUCCUUCAGGAAGAGGCCUUUCCAACGGGAAACCUGCCAGCCAGAUACGGCCCUCCAAUUGGUUUUUAUGGCGGCAGGAUUUGCAGACAACGUUGGAUGACUUCUCGAUGUUAAUAUAAUCCAGCCCAGUCUGCCCACAGGAUCCUCAGCCCAUGAUUUAUACAAGUCGGACAGAGCUGCUUUAGAAAGAACUGUACCUGUUCAUCACUCUUUUGAAAAGCAUAUUUGUUCCCUUUAUGCAAAAUUCAAAUGCAAGUGUGGAUAAAGUGAGGGGUUUCGGGUGGGCUACAAAUGUACAAAUACUUUCAGACUCCAUAGACGGACUCAUUAAUAUAGUAAUAUACCCUACGUGUAUUGUGGAAGCUGGCUAAACAGCUUCAUGUUGUUUUCUGCCUAACUGAUCUCCUGACCAUGAGAGAUUCCAUGAAUAAAAGCAAUAUUAAUGACA